This is a messenger RNA of Papaver somniferum (opium poppy), 856 nucleotides long. Its product is annotated as PLAT domain-containing protein 3-like. Lineage: Eukaryota; Viridiplantae; Streptophyta; Magnoliopsida; Ranunculales; Papaveraceae. Bases 76 to 636 code for a protein of 186 amino acids. The record is from RefSeq and is a predicted model, not a curated record. Gene Ontology annotation, molecular function: protein binding. The transcript is spliced from 2 exons.
UUAAUAAAGCUCCCCAAUCAAUUGUCAACUUUCCAACACUCAGAAAACGAAAGACAGAGAGAGAUAGAGAAAACGAUGAAGCGCUCCAUUUAUUCAGUCAUCCUUCUGGUAUCCUUGUUCUUUGUAUCAGACACUAAUGGAGCUUCCAACUCUGAUGAUGAAUGUGUAUACACAGUGUAUGUUAAAACAGGGUCAAUCAUAAAAGCUGGAACAGAUUCAAAGAUCAGUGUUAUAAUAGGAGAUGCCAAAGGCAGAUCUGUGAAUAUUCCAAAUCUCGAAGCAUGGGGAGGUACAAUGGGACCAAAUUAUGAUUACUUCGAAUGGGGUAAUCUUGAUAUUUUUACUGGAAGAGGCCCAUGUAUUGAUAGACCAGUAUGUAGCAUGAAUGUAACAUCUGAUGGUUCAGGUUUACAUCAUGGAUGGUAUUGUGAUUAUAUUGAAGUUACUUCAACUGGUCCUCACAAGAGAUGUAGUCAGAGUAUCUUUCAUGUUGAGCAAUGGCUUGCUAAUGAUGCUCCUCCUUACAGACUCUCUGCUUAUCUCAAUGGGUGUGCCAAGAAACCACAGGGGUUUCUUAGAAAUGGACCCUUUGUUGUUAGAAACAACAAAAAUGUCAUUCAAGAAGUUGUCGUCUGAAGAAGGUUAUGCAUGUUUGAAUGCAGCGUGUGGAAUGAGAUGCUUGAGUUCUUUGAUGUGUUGUCGAAUUUGAUUUGGUUGUGAUUCUCAAUAAAUAAAAAUUUGUGCAAUCGUUCACUUCAUUUCCUUUUAUUCUGUUUACAAUUUACAGCAGCCUUGUAAGUUUUUCAGAAUUAAAUUGAGGUAUGGGAAAUGAUAUAGCUAGGUACACUUGCUUCAA